AAAGGAGUUAGAAGCAAAGAAGUCGAGAGAGAGAGAGAGAGAGAGAGAGAGAGAGAGAGAGAGAGAGAGAGAGCAUAAGAAUACACAGAAUGGGGCUCAGGAACACAAUUUUGUUGGUGUUGGUUUUUGUAUGUUUGAUCACAAAGAAGGGCUUCGCAGCACAACUCACAGUUGGAGGAAGCCAAGGUUGGGAUGAGUCCACAGACUUCAACUCUUGGGCAUCUGCCCAAAAAUUCAAGGUUGGCGAUCAACUUGUUUUCAAGUACUCUUCGGGGCUGCACAGCGUGGUGGAGCUACCAAAUGAGAGUGCCUACAAGAGCUGUGACCUUGGCGGUGCAUUAGCCUCCAAGAAUACCGGCAAUGACGUUGUGAAGUUGACCAAGGCUGGUACACGAUAUUUUGCUUGUGGCACUUUAGGCCACUGUGGCCAAGGCAUGAAGGUGAAGAUCACUACUGUCGAUGGAAAUGCACCUUCUUCUCCGGCAUCGGCAUCGUCAUCGUCGUCGUCUUCUGAUGCUUCUCCUGCUUCAACUUCCCUGCAUUCCAUUACUUCAUUCGUUGUGCUUGCUGCAUUAUCUGCAACCGUUGUUCUGCCUUCUAUGUUUUGAACUUCGUUUGAGGGUAUUUGCCCUAUUGGGUCUAGUUAUUACCACCAUGGACGUAUCAUUUUAUUUGGAUUUUGGAGAUAAAUUAUAGCCAGUGCUGAGUUUGUGAUUCAAACUCAGAACUUGAUAUUUUUGGUUUUGUUUCAUUGUGAAUGAAAUUUGAAGGAAGAGCAGAAUAAAAGUGGUAGGGAUUGCUAUAUAUAA
Molecule: messenger RNA, 809 nt
Organism: Prunus mume (Japanese apricot)
Lineage: Eukaryota; Viridiplantae; Streptophyta; Magnoliopsida; Rosales; Rosaceae
Product: Cupredoxin superfamily protein
Cellular component (GO): plasma membrane
Molecular function (GO): electron transfer activity
Source: RefSeq, a predicted model, not a curated record